Hirundo rustica (Barn swallow) is the source of this 2777-nucleotide messenger RNA. RefSeq lists its product as uncharacterized. The transcript has 2 exons. The record is from RefSeq and is a predicted model, not a curated record. The coding region runs from base 917 to 2041 and encodes 374 amino acids. Lineage: Eukaryota; Metazoa; Chordata; Aves; Passeriformes; Hirundinidae.
AUUUGGUGUGAGUUUAGUUAUUUUGGGAAAUAACCCAAGACCCAGGCUGGCAGCAACUGUGCUCAAUGCAGCUGCAGCUCCUCAGAGCCCGCUGAAGAUGGCACAGGCAGGGAGAGGGACUGGGGCGCCCUGUAUAGCUGCUCCUUAAUACACAAGAACUAAACCGAAUCCUGAGGAUGGGUAGCCAUGGAGGAGGAAGGUGCCAGCGGUGUUUCUGGUCAAAAUCGGGCACAUUUUGGCUUAACCUGGGUAAUAUUUGUCUGCCCAGCUGUAGGGAGCUACAGAGGGCCUGGAGGGAGGAAAUGAAACAACACCUCAGAAGAGACAGGGAUGGCUGGUGGAGACAUCUGGGAUCCUUGGGGAGAGGGGCUGGAACCGCUGCCAGCACUCCAGCCUGCCAAACCGAAACCUUCCCAGGACGCUGGCAGAGGUAGAUGGAGGGGCCGGGAGCCCCUGCGGGGCUGUCUCUGACACAGACCCAGGCCACACACUGGUGGCUGCUGGAUUUGCUUUCGCCAGACGAAAAUUACAGGGGCUCGCAGCCGUGGGGGAUCUCUCAGCGGCCUCGACCCCGGGGCUCGCUCGGCGGCGCCACGUUCUCUGGAGAAAACGAAACCGCCCACAUUUGAGGAACCCGAAACUGCCGUGCUGGUGACGCCUGCCUCUGCUUUGUUCAGGGCGGCCAAGCCCCCUGCCAGGCUCGGAGGUGGGGCUGUCUCGGCGGCGCUGAGCCAUCCCUGCGCCGGGACCUUCCUCGCACGGCAGCACAGCGGCUGCUCCAGGCUGGGUGUCGCCGCUCCGGCUCCUCGCCCUUCUCCCGAACGUCUGCUCGCCGCGGGACGUGGAGGCUCGGAUCAGCUCGGGCCAUCGGGGCUCGGCGGGGUCCCGUCAGCGUAAGAUCCUCUGACUUGUAGCAAUGGGGAGACCCAGGAAGGAGUCUGCUGCCACAUCGUCCCCCCGACCGGCCACAACCGCCUCCAGAAGUGCCCCCGCUGCGCCUCCGCCUUCCACAUCGGCCACCCGGGCCAAGGCCGCAGCUGCAGGGAGCCAGUCCCGCAGCACUUCGGCUGCCAAGGCUACCACCUCCACAAAGGGGCAGGGGACAAAGGCAGACUCUGCUCAGCCAAGAUCCACAGCAUCCCGCGGAGCCCGAGGAGAUGCUGGGGACAAGAGCAGAGCACCCGCCAGGAGUUCUACAACCCAGAAGGAACCCAGCACCAAGGGAGCUACUGGUCCUGCCAGGACCGACCUGUACCCAGAGAAGAAGCAGCCUGGGGCUGACCUGAGCAAGGCCUGCGACCGGUUCCUGCCCCCUGUAAAGAGCCAGGACAUCCCAAGGGUGGAGAAGGAGACCCGGGGCCAGCGGGACAACCCCAAGUGGUACGAGUGGCGGGAGAACCGCAUCACUGCCUCCGUGGCCCCCAAAAUUGCCAACAGCAGGUUUGCCAACAGCAAGACAGAUGAGGUACCCAAGUCCUACCUAAAAGAAGUGGUGAGCUCUGGCUCCAAGGUGCAGACCCCAGCCAUGUCCUGGGGGAUCCGCAAUGAGAAGGUGGCGGUGGAAGCCUACAAGCAGAAAUCACAGAAAGGGGGCAAGCCAGUGCAAGUGGAGGAUUGUGGCCUUUUCAUUCACCCAGAGAAGAAGUGGCUUGCUGCUAGCCCAGAUGGGAUCAUCAAGGAUGCAGCCACAGGGAAGGACCUGGGGCUGCUGGAGGUGAAGUGUCCCUACAAGCACAGGAACAGGACAGUGCGCGAGGCCUGCAAGGACAAGGACUUCUGCCUGGAGGUGGAAGGGGAUUCCUAUGCCCUGAAGAAGAAUCAUCCCUACUUUACCCAGGUCCAGUGCCAGCUGGGAACCACUGGCCUCCAGCGGGCCGACUUCGUGGUGCACACCAACAAGGAGACAGCUGUGGUCCCCGUGGAGUUUGACAGAGAGUUCUGGGGGAAGACGGUGCCCAAGCUGGAGAAGUUUUACACGGAGGCAGUGGUUCCCCACCUGGAGCAGAAGGCAGGCACCUCUGUCUGGGCCAAUGAGGAAUAGACCACUGCCUGCCUACCUCGACCGAAUACUUGCUUGGCUGCAUCACUCCAGUUUUGUCCCCUAGCGUAGAAGUUACACCCAGGUUAGUUGUUGUUCCUAAACCGUUCACAGCCUUGGAACUGAAAAGUUGUACCAGCAGGACCCUGCUUGGUAAGGGUCCCCACAAAUAGUGCCUUCUUGCUGCCCCAGCCAGGUCAGCACUCAGCCCCCAGAGCCUUCUUGUCUGUCACCCUCACUGCACCUCCCACAUGUCCCAACAGCAUGCCUGAUGGAAGCUGGCAUACCUCUGGAUCUGCAACAAAAGCCAAUGAUACCUCUGUGUUGUAAUUAGAAGCUUAUUUUGUGGAGAAAACUGGAACCUUUGGCACCUCGAUUGCUGUCGGGACUAAUUUCUAACUGCACUCCAGAGCGGAGACAAAGACAAGGAAGGUUUGUCAGAGCCCAAGAGGAAAACUCUUCUUUUGAGCCAAACAGUGAUGUGCCUUAAGUAUUAGAGCAAGGGCACACAGACACCACCCUUCCUCCCCGAGCCAUCAUCGGAUCUGCUGCUUCUGUGGAACAACCAAUGACAUUCCCUGUGAGAUGCCUGCAGGCUCUGGAACAUGAUUCCCACUGAAGAGGUUGUCCCCGAGGCCAUGUAACUCCUGAGGACCUACCCAUGGAGCAUUAUUCCCUGUAAACUGCAGCAGCGUGGGGAGGUGUGGUCAUUGCCAAAUUAAAGAUAGAUGUACCGGUC